Molecule: messenger RNA, 2817 nt
Organism: Bathycoccus prasinos
Lineage: Eukaryota; Viridiplantae; Chlorophyta; Mamiellophyceae; Mamiellales; Bathycoccaceae
Product: conserved Plasmodium protein, unknown function
Exons: 1
Coding region: 1-2817 (938 amino acids)
Source: RefSeq, a predicted model, not a curated record
AUGAUGAUGAUUCCAACAUUCGCCAACGCUCGGAAUCGAGCGUUGGACGAAGCCAUCGCGGAACACGCGGAGCAAGUUUUGAAACGAGAAAAAGACGCGUGUAGGCACGCGAACAGAGCGUAUUUGAUGAAACAGCACCAAAAAGACGUCGGAAAAGCGUUGGGACGGUUGGAAAUACAUUUGCAGGAGUAUUCGAGAUUGAAGGAGAACGAGAAGGAGCGUUUGGCAAACGCGCGGUUGGAAAAAGUGAGAACGGAAAGAGAGAGGAAGAAGAGAGAAAGCGCUAUUGAAGAAGAAAAAGAGUUGCAAAUACACCUGAAGAAACGAAUCACGCACGAACGGUUCGCGUUGGAACAGCUGAAUGAGGAACACGAGAGGCAAACGAGGAACGCGGACGUGUGGGAAAAAAGAAGAGAAGUGGUCAACGCGUUUGAACAUCGAACGGAGGAACGAGAUCAUUUCAUGGAGAAGCAAGAGAGAGAACACGAAAAGUGUUUCGGAGAGUUGUCGAAGAAGUUACGAGUGGCGAUGGAGAACUUUGAAAGCGCGGACGUGGAACGAUUAGCGGAGAUUGCCUCCAGGAAAGGGUUGACGAGAGAUUUGAGGGAGGCGAUGGACACGCGCAAAGCGUUGUUCGAUCGUUUACGCGACGCCGAGUUGGGAUUGGAGAGAAGAGAGAAAGAGAAGCGCGCAGCUGUUGAAUCCAAAGCAAACGCAGAGCUAGUGUUAAACGAAUCAAAACGGAGACUCACGGAGGAUAUUCAACCGAAACGUUUAGAACACGAGAAGCGACGCAAAACGAGCGAAGGCGAGUGCGAAAAGACGAAGCGGAUGCACACGAAAAGCGAAGACACGCGCGAGAUGGAAAAGAAGAAGUUGAAAGAGACGAAAAAACAGUGGGAGUACCAGAAAAGAGCACUAAAGCAAGCCUCGGAUGUCGCGCAUUUGGCGAACGAAAAAUUAUCGUUGACGAAACAAACCCUACGCGACCACGCGAAACGCUUAGAGGCGCAGAAGGAGUCGCACAUUGAAACGCUCACGCAACGAUCAAAGGAAGAACGAAAGAAACAAACGGCCACUGAAAAGCAGGCUGACCUGGAAGUGAAAAGAAAGGAGUUUGAGAAGAUUUUGAAAACCGCGACGAAAGCGCACGACAUGGCGGAGCGCGACGCUACGAGAGCGCGAGAAGAGGCGAACGAGAAAUCGCGCAAAUUGCAAACCAUGAAAGCAUUCAGCGCUGGGGCGCAUUCGCAGAAACAAAACGCGGAAGAAUUGUUAAAACAAAACACAGAAGCAGAAAAACGAACGAACGAAACGAUUUUGCAGCACGCUUUCCGAGUGAAUUGUUUGAGAAGAAAGUUGGAGAGGAAAGAAGGCGUGUUGCCGGAAGCCGGCGUCUCGAGCGAACAGUUCGAGAUGUUACAAAAGAAGGUUCGGAAACUGGAAGAGACCGUGUCAGAGGCGAAAAAGGAACACGACGGAUUACUCAGCGCGGAAAAAGCGGUCGAAGAAACUUUGAAUAAAGCGCGAUUGAGUGUGAGACAAAGCGCAUGCGAACGCGAUCGAUUCGAGAAGGACUGUUUGGCGAAUGCGAAAAUCGAAGCGACGGCGGCGGAGAGAUGGAGCAAUGCGGCGGAAGAUUCGAGAAAUGACGCGUUGGUCGAGUUGCACAUCUUGAAACAACAUUGUGGUAAAGAGGCGAAUAAACUAUUGGCAAAAGACGAUUCGUGCGAUCGCUUGUUUGCAAACGAAUUGACGUUGAAAGAUUCGUUUCGAGAGGAGUUGGCGUCGUGCGAACGCGAACGGAAGGAGGUGGUGAAUGUGAAGUUGAAAGAAAUUUUGAAAGAAAAAUCGAUGUUGGUAAAAGUGGCGAAUCAGACGGAAAUGGAAAGAGAUAACGCGAAGUCGAGGUACGAGAAGGUUUUGUUGGUUGCGCCUUAUUCCUCGGAGACGAACGCGCACGUCGUCGAGGAUGACGGCGACUGUGGCGAUUCUCAACAACAACGAAGACGACGAGAGGCAAUGCACGAAACCGCGCAACAGUCCAUUUUGAAAGAACAAGCAAGAAUUAAAGAAUUGAACGCGCGUUUAUUUAGAACCAAACGCGAUACCGAUCGUCUCUCUGCUGCUAUUGAAGACGUGGAAAAAUCCAACCUCGCUUUGAUGCAUCGCAUCCGAGGGAAGUCUUUGGAGAAAUCGCCGGAUGCGCUCAAACGAGAACAGAAAGUGAAAGAAGCAAAAGAGACUCAAAAGGGUGCCAAAUCUCGAUUACGCGAGGCUGUUCGCGCGCACGAUGGUUUAGAUCAAGAGCUACGCGCACUUGAAGACGCGUUAGAAAAAAUUCAAUCGCACGCGUUGCGCUCGGCGAAGAAAAAUUACGAACGCGCGAUUGAAAGCGAACGGGGUAAGAAAGAACGUCUCGAUCGCGCAUCGAAUAUCGAAAAGAAGCUCUUAACAUCCUUGCGUUCUCUCGCAAAGUCGAGCGCGAAGAAAGCAGACUUGGUUUUCGCGAGCGAGGCGAAGAUUAAAACCAUGGAAACGAGAACGGACGUCCGAGACGCGGUGCGAGUUUUACGCAACGCGAUUUCCUCCUCCUCGUCUUCGAAGAAGACAAAGACAAAGAAACAAGAAGAAAGCACAUCACCACCAGCCUAUACCAACAAACACUUAGCCGUCCAAGCCGUGCUUAAUGCCGCCGUGCCAGCCAGAGAAGGCACGUCCUUUGCCUCUUCUUUGAAGUGGAGCGGUAAGUGGAGCGACAACGACGACCAGAGUUCGCUUCAUUCAUCAGAAUCUUUUUUGCUCCAACGAGUGUAA